AUUAAAAACAAUUUUGAAUGAUAAACCGUAAUGUUUUUUAGAGGAGCAUAUGGCACUGUAGUUUUAGGCCAAUGGAAAGGGGAGAAAUGUGCUGUCAAGGUUAUGGAAAAGGAGCAAGGAGUAGGAGUAAGUGCUAGACGAAGGAAAUCUCUGGAAAGUGAACUCCAGGCUUUGAAGUUAGAACAUGAAAAUAUAGUCAAGGUUCAUGGAGUAUUUGCAGCAGAAGAAAGGUAUUCCGUGAUAAUAAUGGAGUAUGUUGGGAGUAGAAAUUUACAUAGAUUGCUCAUUGAGACUCCAGAUAAAGUCUUAGGUAGAAGUUGGUUAUUGGGUGUUGGAAGGCAGAUCAGCUCAGCUUUAAACCAUUGUCACUCCAGAGGAGUUGUCCAUAUGGAUAUCAAGCCAGCUAAUGUGCUUGUGACAAGUAGUGGAGUAUGUAAGCUUGGAGAUUUUGGCUGCAGCGUAGGUGUGGACUCGGGGGAUGUACCCCUUGAUCACAGUUUGGUUGGUACUCCUGGAUAUCAAGCUCCAGAAUUCUUGAGAGGUGGGCUUCCCCAUCCUCUCUGUGAUGUUUAUUCUUUUGGAAUUCUUCUAUGGCAGUUGGACUCCAGAGAAGUUCCAUUCCAGGGCCAGCACCCUCAGACAAUUAUGUUCCGUUGUGUAUCUGAAGAUGCUAGACCUUCAACACCCACCAGGCACUUCAUUAAUCUACCUGGAUUUAAGAAAAUAUACUUGUCAUGUUGGAGUAGUGAUGUGAACGAUAGACCUACAGCCUGUACAAUACAUUCUAGGUUAGUGUCUCUGUUAAGUUCUCUAUCAGCUCCUACAUCUGCUAGAAGCAUGACAGCUUUAAGGAUCUAAAACAUCAAGAUAAUGUCAUUAUUGUCGUUUUGUUUGAUAAUCUAACCCUGAGUCAUCCUACAAUUUGUUGUCUUCCAAUCCUUCAACAGAAGAAGAACUCGGGAGAAGGAACCUGUGUGGAAUCACAACAAAGAUGUCAACAAACACAUAUUUUUCUAUAAAUGUGCACAAAUGAGAUUGCAUAAAUAUUUUAACUAGUUUAUUGUUGUUUAGUUAGAAGUUGUUUAGUAACACUUCAUUAUGUUAUAAAUAUUUUCCCUUCUCGUCUACAAACAG
Messenger RNA from Eurytemora carolleeae, 1134 nucleotides. Its product is annotated as serine/threonine-protein kinase mos. Lineage: Eukaryota; Metazoa; Arthropoda; Copepoda; Calanoida; Temoridae. The record is from RefSeq and is a predicted model, not a curated record. Gene Ontology annotation, molecular function: ATP binding; protein kinase activity. The transcript has 11 exons. Gene Ontology annotation, biological process: protein phosphorylation. The coding region runs from base 31 to 858 and encodes 275 amino acids.